AUGGCGACAAUGGGGGAUCGUGGACAGCAGCACCGCUUCGAUGCUUAUGGUGGCGGAGGCCGUUAUGGAGGCGGCCUCAAGGGCGACCCACACCAGAGAACAGGACCUUCACCUUCAAAGGUGCUUGCAGUCGUCACCAUGCUCCCCGUUGGCGGCACUCUCCUGGCGCUGGCCGGGAUAAUCCUCGUCGGGACUCUCAUCGGAUUGGCUGUCGCCACUCCCGUGUUCAUCAUCUGCAGCCCCGUGAUCGUCCCUGCGGCUCUGCUCGUUGCGUUUGCCGUCACCGCUUUCUUGACCUCGGGGCUUGCUGGGGCCACGGGGCUGACCGCGUUGUCGUGGUUUGCUAUGUACCUACGGCAAGCUGUGCGUGCUAUUGCUCCGAAUGCGAGCCAGGCUGUGCCGGAGACUAUGGAGCAGGCCAAGAGGCGCAUGCAGGAUGCAGCUGGGUAUGCCGGGCAGAAGACCAAGGAGGUCGGGCAGGAGAUCCAGAGGAAAGCUCAGGAGACGAAAUGA
Messenger RNA from Linum tenue, 513 nucleotides. The record is from the annotation of a GenBank genome assembly. Lineage: Eukaryota; Viridiplantae; Streptophyta; Magnoliopsida; Malpighiales; Linaceae.